AUGGGAGGGUCUGGCAAGACUACUCUCGCCAAAUAUUUAUUCAAUAGCAAGCAUUCAGAAUUUAAUCGAUCAACUAGUAUGUUUGAUGUGCGGGAAAACCAUGUCAAAGGUAAGUUGACUUCUCUGCAAAGUAAGCUUCUCAAUGAUCUGGGAGGGGAAAUAAAUCAUCAUAAUGAUUUGGAAGGAAAAAGGAAUCAGCAUAAAUUUCGUAGUACAGAAGAUGGAGUUGCUGUUAUCAAGGAUUACCUUAAAAAAAGCUCAGAAUUAAAGUUCCUUGUACUUCUAGACGAUGUUGAUCAUCAGACUCAGUUAGAUGCCCUAUUGCCCAUAGAUGUUCUCAAUCACAACAGUCUGGUGAUUGUCACGACCCGGGAUGAGAGGCUUCUUAUACAGACCGGAGUAAGAGUCCGUUAUAAGAUGAAAGAAAUGAAUCCACAGCAUAGCAGAGAGCUCUUCUGCUGGCAUGCGUUUCAUAAACAAUCUUGUAAAAGUGGAUUUGAUAAUUUGGUAGACAACUUUGUCCAAGUGUGUGGAGGAUUACCACUUGCUCUUCAAGUAAUGGGCGGGCAUGUUUUUGGCAGUGACAAAGCUUAUUGGAAGUUACAAUUAAAUGUUGCUAAGGAGGCAAGAGUACACAAAGACAUAAAACAUAAGCUUAAGAUAAGCUAUGAUGCUCUGGAAGAGGAUGAGAAACAGAUAUUUAUGGAUGUAGCAUGCUUUUUCAUAGGGGAAGAUGUGAACAGGGCCAAAAGUAUAUGGAGGGCUUCAGGGUGGAGAGCUGAACAUGGACUUCAGACUCUCAAGGACAGAUGCCUUGUUGAAGUGGAAACUUGUUUAGAUCCACAAGACUAUCCGGAUUGGAAAUGCCCUGUUGAAGUGAAAACUUGUUUAGAUCCACAAGACUAUCCGGAUUGGAAAUGCCCUUAUGAGCCAGAAUUUAUUUUGAGAAUGCAUGACCACCUCCGUGACUUAGGGAGAGAAAUGGCAGAUAAUGAAACGAGCCAUCCUCGUCGGCUGUGGCGUCCUGAAGAUCGUAUUGAUGUGAGCGAAGUCGAGGGAAUCCAAGACAUCCAUCCUGACUCCGAAGGAAAAAGUUUCAGAUGUUUCGCGCAUGACCUUAUAGGUGCUGAUGCCCUUGAUAUAACAUAUUUUCUGGGGAGUUCAAAGACAUCAACUUCUUUACAAUGGCUUCAACUUCACUCUAAGCAGGAAGAGUAUUCAUCUAUUCCUGAAUGCAUUCCUCUACAGAAUUUGCACACUUUAAGUCUUCAAAGAGUAUUACCUACGAUAUUGUGGCAAAGGGAUGACCAGGUUUCACUCAAGUUGAAAGAGCUAUAUUGCAACUUUUGUUGUUGGACAUUGUCAGACUUCACAAAUGAUGUGCUUAUGCCACAUUUAAACGAACUGGUGAGUUCGUUCGGAACUCUCAAACAUCUGGAGUAUUUGCACCUAGAAAUAGACGAGUUUGACUCAGUCUUGAAUAUCGAAUGGAAUUUGUUGCUGAAAUCUGUAAGAGAACUCACCAAUCUGAAAACUUUAAAGCUGGUAUUAUUUGCUGCUGUAGAAGGGGAAAUUGCUUUAAGCAACAGGGGAGAGACAACUGACGAUCGGUUUUGUAUGAGAAGCCUUGAAGCCAUAUCUCUGUGUGCAGGGAACACAAGAAAGGUCUCAAUUCAUGGAAAGUUCUGUCCCACCUUGAAAUCUCUUAAGCUUUGUUCUAUGACAGAUCUAAGUGAAGUGGAUUUAACAGGGGUAACCACACUGCAAUGUCUUGUGCUGUUCCGCUGUAAAAAGUUGACAAAAGUGUUGAGCAAUUAUGUGCCAGAACUUGAAAUGGUCCACAUAAAAUUAUGCUGGACUAUGACAGAGUUGCCAAAUUUUGGGCAUGUCAGUUGUCUCAAGAGGAUCUAUAUUAGCCGCUGUCGGGAUCUACAGGAUAUAUCAGCAAUUGAAAGAUUGAAGGGACUGGAGAGGAUAUGGAUUGCUUAUUGUCCAAAGCUGAAGAGUAUAAAAGCUAUUGAACAAUUGAAGGGGUUGAGAAGAAUCUGGAUUGAGGAAUGUCCACAGCUGGAGGGUGUAAUUUGUUUUAAAGAAUUGAAGGAGUUGAAGAGAAUCUUCAUCGGGGGUUGUCCGAAGCUGCAGAAUAUAAGGGGUAUUGAAGAAUUGAAAGGACCGAAGGAGAUGAUGAUUGCAGUCUGUCCUAUAAUAAGUGUCGUUGAAAGGUUGCAGAGAUUGCCGUCGGGGCUUACAAUUCUAGCAGGGAGAUGGACGCCAGAUCGGGAAGGACUUGACUCCAAAUGGACAUCGCUCAUGUCAGAUCUAAAAAAAUUGGGGACACAUUGUUUCUGUGAAAUAGAUUUGUUGAAAGAGAUAGAGGAGAAGAUCCAUUCGUUUCAUAAAACCCAGCAUUCGGUCAGUAGAAUCAUCUUUUGCGCUCUCUUUUCGGGGGAUGUUUACAUAGGGAGCGAAAUUUUGAUUAGGAGGUGGUUGGUUGACCUAGGAUAUGAUGGUGCAUUUUUCUCAUUUCGUGAUGGCGGAUGGACGAUAUGUACGUGCGUGGUUAAUGAAGAAAGGCUCUCAAAAUCUGACUCCUGGAUGCCAUAUUAUCAAAAUCGGAGUUUUAUGAAGGCGUUUAUAAUGGGAGUGGAGGCAGGUGAAGAAAGGAAAACCAUUCACAUAUUGCAAACCAUAUUUGCUCAACAAUACGUUAACAAUGGCGACUAUUCUAAUGCGGAGUCUCCUGAUGGCGACUACUUUGAUGGCGAGUAUCGAGCUAUGGAUUUUGAUGAUUUGACCGAGUAUGUUGAUGACGAUGAAGAAGAUGGUGGCGAUGAUGAUGAUGAUUAA
This is a messenger RNA of Cryptomeria japonica (Japanese cedar), 2847 nucleotides long. RefSeq names its product disease resistance protein Roq1-like. Bases 1 to 2847 code for a protein of 948 amino acids. Gene Ontology annotation, molecular function: ADP binding. The transcript has 4 exons. Gene Ontology annotation, biological process: defense response. The record is from RefSeq and is a predicted model, not a curated record. Lineage: Eukaryota; Viridiplantae; Streptophyta; Pinopsida; Cupressales; Cupressaceae.